This is a messenger RNA of Talpa occidentalis (Iberian mole), 387 nucleotides long. Its product is annotated as keratin-associated protein 6-2-like. Bases 1 to 387 code for a protein of 128 amino acids. Gene Ontology annotation, biological process: hair follicle development. Lineage: Eukaryota; Metazoa; Chordata; Mammalia; Eulipotyphla; Talpidae. The record is from RefSeq and is a predicted model, not a curated record. The transcript has a single exon.
AUGUGUUGCAACUACUUUGGAAACUCCUAUGGGAGCUACGGCUGUGGCCUUGGCUAUGGCUGUGGGUAUGGCUCCCGCUAUGGCUGUGGCUACUAUGGUUCUGGCUAUGGCUGUGGCUAUGGUUCCAGAUAUGGCUGUGGCCUUGGCUAUGGCUAUGGCUGUGGCUAUGGCUCCCGCUAUGGCUGUGGCUAUGGUUCUGGAUAUGGCUGUGGCUACGGUUCUGGAUAUGGCUGUGGUUAUGGUUCCAGAUAUGGCUGUGGCUACGGUUCUGGAUAUGGCUGUGGCUAUGGUUCCAGAUAUGGCUGUGGCUAUGGUUCUGGAUAUGGAGCUUCCUGCUGUGGCUACCGACCAAUUGUUUACAGGAGCUGCUAUUCUUCCUGCUGCUAA